AUUUAUUUGCGUGUGUCAUCUGUGGCCUUUAGCCCUCCCAGCUCAGCCGAAGAGCCGAUAUAUACCGCCGCGGCGGCGAGGUCGCCACACUCGCUCGGAGACUCCAGCAUCAUUGCGGCCGCUCUACUACGCUAACUAAUCGAGGAUAUCAAAGAUGUGGUUCUCUUACGUGUUGGUGGCUGUCUCCGUGGCGGCGUACGCGGACGCGUACUCCAGCGGCGCCCCCGAAGGCGCCUGCAAGGACAUGAUCCCGCGGCACCCAGUGUCGCCGCAGAAGUCCCCAGCUCCGUACACCAUCACCACCAGCACUAAGGUGGUGAAAGCCGGCACCCCCAUGGAGGUGGUGAUCGCGGGCAAGGGCCCCAAGAACACCAUGCGCGGGCUGCUCCUGCAGGCGCGCAAGGGGGACGAGAUCGUGGGCAAGUUCACCCUCAAGCCCAACGACCCCUUCGCGCAGCUCAUGAACUGCGGCCAGCCAGGAAACGCCGUGAGCCACAAGAAACACGACGAGAAGGACGACCAGCACACCGUCACCUACACCUGGACGCCACCGGCUGGCUUCAAUGACGAGAUCAAAUUCAGAGCGACUAUCGCACACAACGGAGCGGUGUUUUGGGUGGGAGUCGAAUCGGCCCCCGUCAAAGUUACUGCUUAAGUUAUAGUACUAUUAGUAUGUUUUAAGUACAAGUAUUAUACUUUUAA
Messenger RNA from Cydia amplana, 702 nucleotides. It is a transcript of the gene irp2, whose product is annotated as putative defense protein Hdd11. The transcript has 5 exons. The record is from RefSeq and is a predicted model, not a curated record. Lineage: Eukaryota; Metazoa; Arthropoda; Insecta; Lepidoptera; Tortricidae. Bases 155 to 655 code for a protein of 166 amino acids. Gene Ontology annotation, cellular component: membrane.